This is a messenger RNA of Panthera uncia (snow leopard), 5537 nucleotides long. It is a transcript of the gene ACP3, whose product is annotated as acid phosphatase 3. The transcript has 11 exons. Gene Ontology annotation, biological process: lysosome organization; dephosphorylation. Bases 132 to 1388 code for a protein of 418 amino acids. Gene Ontology annotation, molecular function: acid phosphatase activity. Lineage: Eukaryota; Metazoa; Chordata; Mammalia; Carnivora; Felidae. The record is from RefSeq and is a predicted model, not a curated record. Gene Ontology annotation, cellular component: lysosome; plasma membrane.
ACUAUUUCUGAGUCUGGCUCCUCCCAGCGACUCCUUCCCUUUCAAUUCCUUUGAUAAAUAGCUUCCCCUCUAAUGGCUUUUGCUCUGGAAACUGCACCUCCUAACUCCUGCCAGAGACAGUUCUCCCCAGCAUGAGCGCUGUCCCGCUCCCCUCGGCCAGGACAGCAGGUCUUCCCCUUAGCUUCUUGUUUCUGCUUUCCUUCUGGGUAGACCGAGGUGUGGUAGCUAAGGAGCUGAAGUUUGUGACAUUGGUAUUUAGGCAUGGAGACCGAAGUCCCAUCGAAACCUUUCCUAAUGACCCCAUCAAAGAAUCCUCAUGGCCGCAAGGAUUUGGCCAACUCACUCAGCUGGGCAUGGAACAGCAUUAUGAACUUGGACGGUAUAUAAGGCAAAGAUAUAGAAAAUUUUUGAAUGAGUCCUACAAACGUGAACAGGUUUACAUUCAAAGCACCGACGUUGACCGGACUUUGAUGAGUGCUAUGACAAACCUUGCAGGCCUAUUUCCCCCAGAGGGUAUCAGCAUCUGGAAUCCCAGCCUACCAUGGCAGCCCAUCCCGGUGCACACAAUCUCUCUUUCUGAAGAUCGGUUGCUGUACCUGCCUUUCGGGGACUGCCCUCGGUUUAAAGAACUUAAGGAGGAGACUCUCAAAUCAGAGGAAUUCCAGAAGAGGCUGCAUCCUUAUAAGGAUUUUAUAGAAACCUUGCCAACAUUUACAGGAUACCAUACCCAGGACCUUUUUGGAAUGUGGACUAAAGUCUAUGACCCUUUAUUUUGUGAGAGUGUUCACAAUUUCACUUUACCCUCCUGGGCCACAGAGGACACCAUGACUAAGUUGAAAGAAUUAUCAGAAUUGUCCAUCCUGUCUGUCUAUGGAAUUCACAAGCAGAAAGAGAAAUCUAGACUGCAGGGGGGUGUCCUGGUUGGUGAAAUCCUCAAUCACCUGAAGAGUGCAACUCGGCCAUCAAACCACAGAAAACUUGUCAUGUAUUCUGCACAUGAUACUACCGUGGCUGGCUUGCAGAUGGCACUAGAUGUUUACAAUGGAAUCCUUCCUCCCUAUGCUUCCUGCCACAUAAUGGAAUUGUAUCUUGAGAAGGGGGAGUAUUUCAUAGAGAUGUACUAUCGGAAUGAGACGCAGCACGAACCAUAUCCCCUCACACUGCCAGGCUGCACUCCCAGCUGUCCUCUGACCAAGUUUGCUGAGCUGGUUGCCCCUGUGAUCCCCCAAGACUGGUCCACGGAGUGUAUGACCACAAGCAACGACCAAGUUCUAAGGGUCGUCCUUGCUGUUGCCUUUUGCCUGGUGUCUGGUGUCCUCGUGGUGUUGCUGCUUACCCUCAUCCGCCAUGGGCCCUGCUGGCACAGAGACCCCUAUCGGAAUAUCUGAACAGAUGGCUGAAUAAGGGCGGACACACCACACCAACCUCCUGGGAUGCAGCACCUCUCAGUGAUGCCUCAUGGAAAGGACUGGCUUUCACCAUGUGGACAUCACCCUACCCACACCCUUCCCUUUGAGCCUGGCUAGAGCAGGGUCUGAACUCAUAGUGACCCAGGGACUGAUGAAUGAACCCCAAGUUACUUGGUUAGGUCUCCUGAUGGUUAGGUCUCCUCAUCAUAGUGCAAGCUUCUCAUGCAGCUAGAAAGAAGUUCUUCUGCAAAGGAUAGUUGUAUUCUCUGGCAUGGAUGUCCAGAAAGAAAGAAAGAAAGAAGUUAAACUCCAACCAGCCUUUUGCCUUCAAAGAGCAAAUGGUUACAACGUGUGACAACAUAGAUUAAAGAAGACUGGAUAAUGACAAUAAUUACACUAGAAAUAGUAUCAUGUAGGAUGAUUCUUAAGAAAUAAGACCCAACCAGAAGGUGUAAAUAAAUCUUUUUUUUAGCUGUUAAGUAGGUUGAAUACAAACAUGUAUACACUCCUGAAAAGAAACUCCUACCCAGUGUUUGAUAGCUAACAGAUUUCUGUAUGUGUAUAUAUACUAACACAUACAAACACAUAGCUGUAUUGAAACUGCCUUAGAGAGAGGUAUUUAAUUCUCAGAAACUGUAAUAUCAACUAUUGUAAUUGUUUCUCAGGUCAUUUUCCCCACAAUUUCUAUAAUGGGGAAUAACUAGGAAGUCCAUGCAGUCAUGUUUCUUUUUUCUACCUCUACCAUGAGACUAUAUUUUUAUUUUAUUUUUUUUAAUAUAUGAAGUUUAUUGUCAAAUUGUUUCCAUACAACACCCAGUGCUCAUCCCAAAAGGUGACCUCCUCAAUACCCAUCACCCACCCUCCUCUCCCUCCCACCCCCCAUCAACCCUCAGUUUGUUCUCAGUUUUUAAGAGUCUCUUAUGCUUUGGCUCUCUUCCAUUCUAACCUCUUUUUUUUUUCCUUCCCCUCCCCAUGGGUUUCUGUUAAGUUUCUCAGGAUCCACAUAAGAGUGAAACCAUAUGGUAUCUGUCUUUCUCUGUAUGGUUUAUUUCACUUAGCAUCACACUCUCCAGUUCCAUCCGUGUUGCUACAAAGGGCCAUAUUUCAUUCUUUCUCAUUGCCACAUAGUACUCCAUUGUGUAUAUAAACCAUAAUUUGAGACUAUAUUUUUAUAGUUCCAAUUUCUUCAUUUCAUUUUAAAAGUAAGAGACUUACUUUCAUGAGAACUUUUCAUGGCCACUAUGAGAUAAUAGUAUAUUUAAUCACCACAAAUAGAUCUACAUUUCCCAAGCGGUGAAGUAGAAAGAAAAAUGGGAUGAAGGUUGAUGACCCUAUGCCACAGCUCUGCACUGGCUUUAAGCCAACAACUUGGAACAAGUUCUUUUAAGUCUUUUAAACCUUGGUUUAAUUAUCUAAAAAAGAAGAGUGGACUAGAUAAACAUGGAAGUCACAUCUAGUUCUCAUAUUCUGUGAACAAUUUAUUUUUCAUUUCAUUUCAUUCAUGGAUUGGUCAUUGUCCAAGAAAGCAUGUUCAUAAAUGGUACCAUUACAGUAAGCCUGAUAUGUAUUCUAAACAGUCUUAACCCAUCCUGAGCUUUUAACCAUCCAAUUGGUGGGAAAUUCAAUCUCAUUCAUUGGUAGAGUUCUUCACCUUCUCAGGUAUUACUAAAGGUCCUGGAAUGUUGUGGGAAGAGUUGGAUGAGGGUCCUUUAGACUGCUAUCUACACUGGUCUCCAAUAAACACACUGUCUAUUCCCACAUGGUCUCCUGAAGGUAGGCAGAGGACAUCUAUGCAUGGCUCCCAAGACCACACACUUGGACUGCACCAUCCUGGCAUUGUCUGGUCCCCUACCUGGGGUGAUACCUAUGAACCAGAAACCCUCCUAGAACCCCACCCCAUCUCUGAGUCUCAGGAAUCUUCUUCGCCCCUUGGAUUCGACAGCUUUCUCCUGUUAAACUUCAAGCACUUACCUCUAUCACGCUCACUUUCUAUGUAAUUUUCACUGAGCUAAGGCUAUGCAAAAAAAAAAAAAUCUUGAGAAGGAGUUGUGUUCUCUUGCCUGGCAACUGCUGCUUUCUCCAGUAACACAAAAGGCAUGUAGGAAAAUAAGUGAAAGAUCUGGCUUCAUCCUCAACUCGGGAAGAGGUAAAACAUCUAUAGCAGGAAAAACAAAUGACAAAUUACUGUCUCUAUAAAGUAGCCAGUCAUAUUAGUAAUGGGACAUAAUAUCUUAUGCUAAUAAGUUAUGAGACUUUAAAAUAGAAGUAGAAAACAGAACCACAAGCCAAGGAUCUUCUCACGUAUUUAACAUUGUUAGAGGACCUACUGUUAGCUAAUCGCUGGCCUACAUGCUAAAUUGUCCAUCCCUAAUGUGAUUAGUAAGGUGUUUGACCCCAACAACAGCCUUAUACAGGGCUGGUAGAAUGUGAAAGUAAAAACCUUCACAAGCUUUCCCUAAUAUCAUCUUCUAACAGUGUCAAUGUUUAAUACUUUCUAUUGUUUCAGCAGGGGGAGGUUAAUCUCUCCCAUUUCUCUUCCUUCUCCUAUCUCUUGAUGAUUGCAAAGAAAGCUGUCAUUCCCAACUGAGUUGUUUCUUUUCCCUUCCACAGAGCUACUCUGUUGACAAACACUGUAAUUGCUUUUCAUAGUUCAAGGCAGAGUGAAAAAUCACAAGUGACAAAUGAUCUAUGGCGAUAAAGCAGAGAGCACAGAUGCGCUCUCACAUUCCCCAGGAAAAAAGCUAAUCAUCCAACUUCAACAGAAAAAUACAAAUUCUCUCUACUGAUAAAAGUGACUUUUUCAGAUGAGUCAGAGAAGCUCAGCUGACAUGAGGAGAAACAUUGCUUGCAAGAUAAUUGCUAGGACUGAGAUAACUUCUGCUCUGCAGUGUAUUCCCCACAUCUGAGCCGCUAUAGACACCUUCGAACAGGAUUAGAAUAAAGUAGUAAUUACCACAUGGAUGUAGGGAAAUAGCCUACCAUAAAAAAUAUGAUCAAUAUACAUGUAGAAAAGUUCUAUAAAAGUCAAGGUAGAGUAUUCCCUUGACUAGUCUAGCUAGUAUUCCUAGCUAGAAUGACAUUGUGUAAGGAAAGUAUUAAGAAAAUAUGAUUAUAAAAAGAAGAAUUUAUGAUAUUAGAAGAGUAUAAGACAGAGGCAAACAUUUUACUGGACGUCAUUCAACCAAGAAAUCUUUUUAUAUGACAACUGGCAUUUCUUCUCCCUGAAUUCAGUCAUGGUCUCUAUUUUCCCAACUUCCUAUUCUCUUUCUGUCUCUUUCUUUCUGUCUUGUUCUAAUAUCGCUAGCAUUGAUUGUGUCUUCAUAGCCAGAGGAGUUUCUUGGUAAGUGAAAGCCAAAAUGUUAGUUUUCUCCUUCAAAACUCUCUUUAUAGAAACCCCACUGGAGCAGCAAUGAAUGUGUGCUACGUUUUGGUGCUUUGGACCAGGGCUCUCCAAUAGAAACAUAAUGCAAGCCACGAAUAAGUCCCACACAUGGGAUUUAAAAUUUUCUAAGAGCCACUUUAUAAAAAAGUAAAAAUAGACAUAAAAUUAAUUCUAAUAAAAUUUAUGUCACCCAGUGCACUGAAAAAAUCAUUUCAACACAUUAUUAAUUUUUAUCGAGAUAUUUUUCAGGUUUUUUAAAUAGUAUUUGAAAUCUGAUGUGUAUUUUACCCUUCUAGCACAUCUCCAUCUGGACUAGGUACAUGUCAAGUUUCAGAAGCUAUAAGUGGCUGGUGGCUAUCAUAUGGGACAGUUAUACUUUCUACCAAUGACAAACUUUUUGAAGCAGAAAGAAUGUUUUGUGUGUGUGUGUUUUAAUUUGCAAGAUUCACUUUCAGGUUACGGUGAAGAAAUGAAAGUCAUCUUUUUUAUGUGCCUACAUCUUACUAUUUGUGUGUGUGUGCUGAAUUGAUCAAGGUUUUCUCUGAAAUAUUUUAUUUGUAGACCUGUCUUCACAGCAACACCCCAAAAUUUUCCAACACUAUCCUAUACUAAAUGAACUAUUUCUUCUUAUAAAAUGUCUGAAGAAGGAAUCUGACAACACCCUUUAAAACUACUGCAAGAUUGGGGAAAGGAUACCUUUUUAAAUUUUUAUUAAAUUUUUUAUUACAAGUAAUUGUUUUUAAAAC